Messenger RNA from Scleropages formosus (Asian bonytongue), 3143 nucleotides. RefSeq names its product guanine nucleotide binding protein (G protein), beta polypeptide 1a (gene gnb1a). NCBI's taxonomy places the organism in Eukaryota, Metazoa, Chordata, Actinopteri, Osteoglossiformes, Osteoglossidae. Gene Ontology annotation, biological process: signal transduction. Bases 562 to 1584 code for a protein of 340 amino acids. The record is from RefSeq and is a predicted model, not a curated record. Gene Ontology annotation, molecular function: protein binding. The transcript has 11 exons.
CCCGGAGCCGAAUGCAGGGUUACCGCGCCCAUCUCUGCUGUUCGAUGGCCGGAGGACGAGACUGAGGCGCCUGCGAGAGCCGUUUCGAAAGGGUGUCCGGGGUGCCGCGCCGAGCGAGGAGUCACACGAACUGUUACUGAGGAAGACGAACGAACGAGGGACGGAGCAGCGGACUGCAGUGAGACACAGGACAUUUCAGUGAAAACGCGUUUUUUUUUGUAGAAAAGAGAAAAAAACAACCGUGUGCCUUUUUGUUUGGAGCGGAAGAGCCUGGCAAGAGCGCGCCCCCCUGCCCUGUGCUGACUGUGUGUGCCGGCGUGUGUCCCAGCGUCCCUCGGUUCGGGCAGCGCCGUGCCCUCUCGUCGCCAGCUGGCCACCCUCGCCUGAUCCGCGCUGCGCCGCGCCACUGUGGGUACCCAGACUCCAGAGGACAGCCCCGAUCUUCGCCGUUUCCGGUCAUAUGCGCUACAGCCCCACCGCGGACACCCCCGACUGAAAACGGAGAUCAGCAAGCAUCCCGGCGGACGGAGCAUAGCAAAGCACACCGUCUAGAAGAGGAAAAUGAGUGAACUCGACCAGCUACGCCAGGAGGCUGAGCAGCUCAAGAACCAGAUCAGAGAUGCCAGGAAAGCUUGUGCAGAUGCUACCCUGUCUCAGAUUACGGCGAACAUUGACCCUGUCGGCCGGAUCCAGAUGCGCACCAGACGAACACUGAGGGGUCACCUGGCUAAGAUCUACGCCAUGCACUGGGGCACCGACUCCAGACUCUUAGUGAGCGCUUCCCAGGAUGGUAAGCUCAUCAUCUGGGACAGCUACACCACGAACAAGGUGCACGCCAUCCCACUGCGCUCCUCCUGGGUGAUGACCUGCGCCUAUGCGCCCUCUGGGAACUACGUGGCCUGCGGAGGCCUGGACAACAUCUGCUCCAUCUACAACCUGAAGACCCGCGAGGGCAAUGUGCGCGUGAGCCGCGAGCUGGCCGGCCACACGGGUUAUCUGUCCUGCUGUCGCUUCCUGGAUGACAACCAGAUCGUCACCAGCUCUGGCGACACCACCUGCGCUCUGUGGGACAUCGAGACUGGUCAGCAAACAACCACAUUCGCCGGCCACACCGGUGAUGUCAUGAGCCUGUCGCUGGCCCCUGACACCAGGCUGUUCGUGUCAGGCGCCUGCGAUGCCUCCGCUAAACUGUGGGACGUGCGAGAAGGCAUGUGCCGACAGACCUUCACUGGCCAUGAGUCCGACAUCAACGCCAUCUGCUUCUUCCCCAAUGGCAAUGCGUUUGCCACGGGCUCCGAUGAUGCCACCUGCAGGCUGUUUGACCUGCGCGCUGACCAGGAGCUGAUGGUGUACUCGCACGACAACAUCAUCUGUGGCAUCACCUCUGUGGCGUUCUCCAAGAGUGGCCGCCUACUGCUGGCCGGAUACGACGACUUCAACUGCAACGUGUGGGACACCCUCAAGGCGGACCGUGCAGGUGUUCUGGCCGGUCACGACAACCGCGUGAGCUGCUUGGGUGUCACCGACGAUGGCAUGGCAGUGGCUACGGGGUCCUGGGACAGUUUCCUGAAGAUCUGGAACUGAAGCCUGAAGAUGGCAUCCGGACUCCAAAGUUGACUGGAACACCAUUCCAACAUCAAAAUGUUUAAAAUUUCAUUGCAUAUCCAAUCUUCUCAAACACAUGAAACUGACUCAAACAUCCCCGAAACUGCAAAGGGUCAAAACGGGCCCUUUUUUUUUUUUUUUUUCUUCUCAUUAAUAAAAAAGAGCACAAUAAUUUUAUCACACGGCCAUAAAAAAAAAAAAACAGAAGAAUUGUGGUAUAAAAUGAAAAAUUGUGCAUUCCUUCUGGGACCAUUAUACGAUAAUGUCUUGAAAGAAAACAACACUAUCAUCCCAUGCAAAUGUAUCAUGUAUCCUCAGUACAUAUGUUUGAGUGCGUAAUUAUACAGGAAAAACAAAUCUAACUCUUGAUAGGUUUUUUAGUCUUUUUUUUUUUCUGUUUAUUGGAAGAAUUAGAUUGGUGAACUCCAACGGUUUGUCUAAACGAGAAUUAAAAAGCUUUCCAUUAUCUCCUAGCCUAUGAAGUUUUUAGAAGUGUUUGUAGAUUAAAAAUAAAAGUAUGGCCUGUCAUUUUUAAUCCAGCUUUAUCACGCGCGAAAAGGAGAGUGAGGAGGCGGAGCUUCAUGCCGAAGUCCUUGACCCGCUGUCCGCCAUGUCACGUCACCUCUGUACAUUUAGUCUCCAAUUAGUUUUUUGUUUUGUUUUUUCCCCCCUUUUCCCCCCCUCCUUUGUCUUGUCACGAAUCUUUAUUUGCACAAAAAAAGAGAAACUUUGCAUCUGUAGGAUAAUGUCAAGAACUAACCAAGCACAUGCUGUAAUGAGAACGAAUGCUUGUUUUUCAAACAAAAAAUGACAACUUUUAACCAUUUAUUCACCUUUUUCUGUUGGGUAUUGUAGAAUAAUUAAAUGAAGUUUAACCCCGUUUUCUCUCCUUUUGUUUGUGUUUUUUUUUUUUCUUUUUUUUUUCCUUUUUUCUCAAAGUGGAUCUGGUUGGGGGGUACUGGUUUGUACGGGGAGGGGGUUCCUUUUGCGGUUUUCCUGUUCAAACGGAGGCGCUGAUUCCGUGCUUGAAAACGCAGUUCCUACUCUGUGAAUGAAAUGUUGUAUAAAUCAAUGUUUGAAAAUAAUGAUACUGAAACUUUCUAAGUUAAAAAAAACAAUUUAAAAAAAUUUCUUUUGUCUGCCAUGGGUGGGUUAACUCUUAGAAUCGCAUGCUGUAGAAUUGCUUAAAGUGCAUAUGGAACUAAGUCCUUUGAUGUUUUUCUUUGAUAACCUGUUCAAGAUAAACCUGUUAAAACUGUCAUUACCGCUGUAUUUAUAGUUUUAUGUUUAAUUUUUUUCUGUGCACACACUUUGAGUUAAUCUAGCAAUGCCAUGCACUGGGAGAAGCAUUAAUGGCAAAUAUAUGGUAAACUUUUCCCCAGAUAAAAUCUGUUUUGGAAUGAUGCUUAAAGAAAUGAAGACGAAUGUCCAUCCUGUUUCCACGCAGCCCUCUUCUUUCUCACAAGCGCACGUACGCGCUCUCACACAACACAUACACACGCAUUCUACACACACGCAUGCAUGUACAGACCAACACA